Messenger RNA from Colletotrichum orchidophilum, 5151 nucleotides. Its product is annotated as ABC-2 type transporter. The record is from RefSeq and is a predicted model, not a curated record. Gene Ontology annotation, molecular function: ATP binding; ATP hydrolysis activity; ABC-type transporter activity. Gene Ontology annotation, cellular component: membrane. The coding region runs from base 1 to 5151 and encodes 1716 amino acids. The transcript is spliced from 2 exons. Gene Ontology annotation, biological process: transmembrane transport. NCBI's taxonomy places the organism in Eukaryota, Fungi, Ascomycota, Sordariomycetes, Glomerellales, Glomerellaceae.
AUGGCUACCAAAUUCCCUGCAGAAAAUAUGGCAGAGAACGGGCGGCCAGUAUUACGAUCUUCGCGUCGGGCUCGCUCUCGCUCCUCCCUCGUGAGCUAUCCGGGUAUUCCCAGCGGCGACCGGGCCCAAUCUGUGCACAUUUCCGCAGAUGAAUACAAGACCAUUACAGAUCUCGUUGAGUUGGCCAAGAAAUUUCUCGAGAAGCAACAAAGCGACGACAUCUCGACCUCGUCGACCGAAAGUAGCUCUUUUGACGUCUCCAAGCCUCCAAAGGAAGGCGGGCCCCUCGACCCCUUUAGCACCAACUUCGACGCCCGGGAAUGGGCCAAGUCCUUUUAUCGCCUCCGCUCUGAGAGCUGCCAGGUGCGCAAGGCGGGUGUGGCCUUUCGCAAUCUGAGCAUUUUGGGCUACGGGUCCGACACGGCGUUCCAGAAAACGGUGGGCAAUGCGUGGUGGCUCAAGGCCGUCGCGGCUGUGCGUGGGUUGUUACGUAUGAAGCGUCAACAGGUGCGCAUCCUGCAUGAUCUCGAGGGGGUGGUUAACGACGGCGAGAUGCUGUGUGUACUGGGUCCGCCGGGCAGUGGAUGUUCGACAUUCCUGCGGACGAUCGCUGGAGACACGCAAGGCACGCAGAUGGGGGAGAAUGCCUACCUUAACUAUCGCGGCGUGAGUGCCGAUGAGAUGAAGCGCUAUUUCAAGGGCGACGCCAUCUACACUGCCGAGGAGGACGUUCAUUUUCCGACCCUCUCGGUAGCGGACACGCUCUUCUUUGCCGCACAAGCGAGGGCGCCUAAGACCCGUCCCGGGGGGCUCACGACGGACGAGUACGCACGGUGGGUGCGCGACGUGACCAUGGCCAUGUUGGGGAUUCAGCACACGAUGCAGACACCCGUCGGCGGCACGGACGGCGACACGGUGCGUGGGGUGUCGGGCGGCGAGCGCAAGCGCGUAAGCAUUGCCGAGGCGGCGCUGAGCUUUGCACCGAUCCAGUGCUGGGACAAUAGCACGCGAGGGCUCGACAGUGCCGCGACUGUCGAUCUCUGCAAGACCCUACGAGUCCAGAGUGACAUCAUGGGCAUGGUGAGCGCGGUGGCCAUCUAUCAGACCCCGCAGAAGGCCUACGAGAUGUUUGACAAGGUCCUGGUUCUCUAUGAGGGACGACAGAUUUACUUUGGCAAGACGACGAAAGCCAAAGCCUAUUUCCAGCGGUUGGGCUUCGUCUGUCCAGGGAACCAAACGACGCCGGAUUUUCUGACGUCCAUGACCAGCCCAGCCGAACGUCAGGGUAUCGUCAAGCCGGGCUACGAGGCAAAAGUCCCGCGCACCUCUGAUGAGUUUGCCGAGGCGUGGCGAACAAGCAGCCUCCGGCACCAGCUCAGUCAGGAAGUGGAUGCCUAUGAUGCAUCCUUUGGCUUGAACAGUUCGCGCACCCACUAUGCCGACUUCCUGGCGAGCAAGAAAAGCGACCAGUCAUUGCUGCAGCGAUGGAAGUCACCCUAUACCAUCUCGUAUCCACGGCAAGUUUUACUGUGUCUGUGGCGCGCCCUCGCGCUGCUCAAGGCUGCGCCGCAGAUGAUGGUGUCGAUGUUCAUCAUCAACUUGUUCCAAGCGCUCAUCGUGGCCAGCGUCUUCUUCCGGCUGUCCGACACGGCCGAGUCCAUGAAGGCGCGCAGCACGCUCCUUUUUACGGCUGCACUGGUUAAUGCCUUUGGGUGCGUGCUCGAGGUGUCGGCGUUGUACGCCAAGCGCGCCAUCGUCGAGAAGCAUGUACGAUAUGCCCUGUAUCACGCCUCGGCCGAGGCCAUUGCAGACCUGGUCAUGAGCUUGCCUUACAAGCUGCUCAACGCCAUUAUGGUCAACACCAUAUUCUACUGGAUGUGUAACAUGCGCACGGAAGCCGGAGCCUUUUUAUUCUUUGUGCUGGCCCAGUUCGCCAUGACGCUAUCUGUGAGCUUGCUUUUCAGGCUCCUUGCUUCUGUGACCAAGAGCCACGCGGAGGCCAUGGCACCGUCGACCAUAGUUCUGCUUGCGCUGGCGCUAUACACUGGUUUCGCGGUCCCGCCGAUGUAUUACAAGCCGUAUGCUAGGUGGAUUGCCACGCUCAGCCCCGUGGCGUAUGGAUUCGAGGCCCUCAUGAUCAACGAGUUCGGUAACGGGCGCAACUUUCCAUGUACGGCCUUUGUACCAUCUGGACCGACCUAUGACGAUGCGGGUAUGACAGCCCAGACGCACGUGUGUGCCGCCCAAGGGGGUGUCGCGGGCGCCACAUUGAUUGACGGGAGCGCGUACAUCACCGGUGCGUUUGGGUAUCGGGACAGUCAUCGUUGGCGGAAUGUCGGAAUCAUUUUUGCGUUCGCGGCGGCCUACUUCGUGCUGCAUCUCGUUGCCACAGAAUUGGUAAUAAGCAAGAAGAGCAAACACGAGGUGCUUGUUUUCCCAAGGGGAAAGGUUUCGAUGAGGCGGGCAAGAGACGUGGAGGACCACACCACCAAGGGAUGGACAGAGGCACCGAACACGACCACGAGCACGCCCACGGCUUCCAUAUCCGGCAUGCCUGUUGUGCCCGUCUCUACGAAAGGGGGCCAUGGGGAAAAUGAGAUUGCGGGCAUGUAUCCGUACACUCAUGGUGGUUCUCCGACGACAAUGAGGACUAGCAAGGUGUACUAUAGGGCUUCUGCUAGCAGAAGCAGGAUUCCUACGGGCAAGACCCGGAACUCGCCAGCGCAGGAGCGAGACAGGUUUGAGAACCGUAGCGGCGGCAAUGAUGAUAACGACGAGUGGGGCAUCGACCGCCAGACGGCCAUCUUCCACUGGCGCAAUGUCUGUUACGAUGUCAAGGCCAAGAAGAAUGAGACGAAGCGCAUUUUGGAUUGUGUGGAUGGAUGGUGUGAGCCGGGAACGCUCACUGCGCUCAUGGGCGUAUCGGGCGCCGGCAAGACCACUCUCCUCGACGCCCUCGCCUCGCGCCUGUCCACCGGCGUGGUGACGGGCGAGAUGCUGGUCGACGGCGCCCCGCGCGACGCAUCCUUCCAGCAAAAGACGGGCUACGUCAAGCAGCAAGACCAGCACCUCCUCACGUCGACGGUACGUGAGGCCCUCACUUUCAGCGCCGUCCUCCGCCAGCCGGCUCGGUUUUCCCAUAAGGAAAAGGUUGCGUAUGUCGACAAGAUCAUUGACAUUCUGGGCAUGGAAGAGUACGCAGAUGCCGUCGUUGGCGUGCCCGGAGAGGGUCUGAAUGUUGAACAGCGAAAAAAACUGACCAUUGGUGUUGAGCUGGCCGCCCGUCCAGCACUUCUUCUAUUUUUGGAUGAGCCCACCUCGGGUUUAGAUUCGCAGACGAGCUUGUCGAUUUGCACUUUGCUCGAGACACUGAGGGAGAGUGGGCAGGCUAUCUUGUGCACGAUUCAUCAGCCGUCAGCAAUUCUGUUUGAGCGGUUCGACAGGCUCCUUCUCCUUGCCCACGGCGGACGGACUGUCUACUUUGGCCAGAUUGGACGCAACGCCAACGUUCUGGUCAACUAUUUCAUCCGCCAUGGCGGGCCACGUCCUCACAAGGGGCAGAACCCCGCCGAGUACAUUCUCGACCAAGUCCGCGCCAGCGGGAAUGGGAAAAACGCCAUAGACUGGCCCGACACAUGGCGGCAGAGCACCGAGUUUGAAGAGGUCAAGGCCUACCUGGCCCAGCUGAAAGGAAGAGAGCAUGCCGCGAGGUCGCAGCGCACGAAACAACAGCAGCAGGACGAUCCCCCCUUCGCUGCUCCCUUGGCCAUCCAGCUCUCCGAGGUGACCAGGCGUUUGGCCCGACAUAAUUGGCGCUCCCCGAGCUAUAUCUAUGCAAAGAUACUGUUGACAUUUGGCGCAGCCCUCUUCAUCGGCCUCUCGCUGCUCAACCUGCCCAACACGCAGGUGGGCAUCACGAUUCAGACCAUCGCUAUCUUCAUGUUCCUCACGACGCACCUUAAUCUGGUACAACAGAUUGUACCCGUCUUCGUGGCGCAGCGCACGCUCUAUGAGGGUCGUGAGCAGCCCUCACGCACGUACUCGUGGGCCGCAUUUAUGGGGGGGCAGAUAGCCGUCGAGAUGGCCUACAACGCGGUCAUGGCUGCGCCAGCGUUCCUGGCAUGGUACUAUCUCGUCGGGCUGAACCGCAACGCGGCAGAGACCAACGACGUAGCCCCGCGUGGCGGGCUAGCUUUUUUAUUCAUGCUCGUCUUCUUCCUGCAGGCCAGCACCUUUGCGCACAUGAUCGGGGCGUGGUUCGACCUCGCCGACCAGGCCGCCGGCAUCGGCACUCUUAUAUUUCUCGUAAUGUUCAUCUUCAACGGCAUUCUCGCGACGCCGCCUCGCUUCUGGGUUUGGGUGUAUCGCGUUAAUCCGUUCACUUACCUCGCCGAGGGGCUAUUGGUCACAGGGCUCGCGAAUGCGGGCAUACACUGCGAGAAGAACGAGUUUCUGCGCAUGAAUCCGCCACCCGGGCAGACUUGCGGCCAGUACUUGCAGACAUACAUCGCCCAGGCGGGCGGAUAUCUUGCUGACCCGGCCGCCGCCGGAAAUUGCAGUUUCUGUCCGACGAGCAACACAAAUGAGGUGUUGUCUGGGGUGCAUGUUGAGUUCCGCAAUCGCUGGCGCGACUUGGGCAUCUUGUUUGCGUUCGUUUUUUUCAACGCCAUAGCUGCCUUUGCUUUAUACUGGAUCCGUGUGCCCAAGCCCAAGAAAGAGAAAGAGGUCAAAAAAUCAUCAACAUCACGCCAAGAUGGCAGCAAUACAAAACCUCCUGCAGAGACUCGGGAUAAUCUCACAUGGAAAGAAGCGCGAGGCGGUGCUGAAAAUGGUUCGCCAAAGCUUCCGUGGGACAAGGCUGAGAAACGGGCGAGCAAAUCCUUCCAGGCCACCCAUGCCAGGAAGGUAUUGGGAACGCUUCGGUCGUCCAUCAGCGGCAGUAUACAGGGGCUCGGGGGCAGUGGCAAGAGGUAUUGGGACGAUAAUUUGGAUGAUACUGACGAUACUCAGGCACUUGAUCAUGAAGUAGAAGGACAUGAGGAGGGACGGAAAGAGGAGGAUUUGAGUGAGGGUGAAGAGUGGGAUCAGGACGUCCCUAUAGGCUAUUUCUCGAUGCAAAAAAUGCCGGCGACUCCUCAAUAUUGGAUUUGA